Messenger RNA from Propithecus coquereli (Coquerel's sifaka), 4972 nucleotides. RefSeq names its product mitochondrial amidoxime reducing component 1 (gene MTARC1). Gene Ontology annotation, cellular component: mitochondrial inner membrane. Gene Ontology annotation, biological process: nitrate metabolic process. Bases 24 to 932 code for a protein of 302 amino acids. The record is from RefSeq and is a predicted model, not a curated record. The transcript is spliced from 7 exons. NCBI's taxonomy places the organism in Eukaryota, Metazoa, Chordata, Mammalia, Primates, Indriidae. Gene Ontology annotation, molecular function: molybdenum ion binding; molybdopterin cofactor binding; pyridoxal phosphate binding.
CGCCGCGCCCGCCUCGCUCGGCCAUGGGCGCCGCUGGCUCCUUGGCGCUGGCCGGGCUCAGCCUCCCUGUCCUGCGCCUCCCUGCACAGCCCCGGCCGCGGUGGCUCGGGGUCGCCGCGCUGGGUCUGGCCGCGGUGGCGCUGGGGGCCGUAGCCUGGCGCCGUGGGCGACCCAGGCGGCGCCGGCGGCUGCAGCAGGUGGGCACCGUGGCGCAGCUCUGGAUCUACCCGAUCAAGUCCUGCAAAGGGGUGCCGGUGAGCACGGCGGAGUGCACCGCCAUGGGGCUGCGCAGCGGCCACCUGCGGGACAGGUUUUGGCUUGUGAUCAACCAGGAGGGAAACAUGGUUACUGCUCGCCAGGAACCUCGCCUUGUCCUGAUUUCCGUGACGUGUGAUGGUGACGCCCUGACUCUCAGCGCAGCCUACACGAAGGACCUGCUGCUGCCCAUCAAAGCGCCCACCACAAAUACAGUGCACAAAUGCAGGGUGCAUGGCCUGGAGAUCGAGGGCAGGGACUGUGGCGAGGCCGCCGCCCAGUGGAUAACGAGCUUCCUGAAAACGAAGCCCUACCGCCUGGUGCACUUCGAGCCUCACAUGCGACCGAGAAAUCCUCACCAAAUCAAGGACGUGUUCCCGGCCAAAGGGCGGAUUGCUUACCCAGAUGCCAGCCCAUUCUUGAUUCUAUCUGAGGCAUCCUUGGCGGAUCUCAACACCAAGCUGGAAAAGAAAGUUAAAGCAACUACCUUCAGGCCCAAUAUUGUACUUUCAGAGUGUGGAGUCUAUGCGGAGGAUUCUUGGGAUGAGAUUCUUAUUGGUGAUGCGGAACUGAAAAGGGUGAUGGCUUGUUCCAGGUGCAUGUUAACCACGGUGGACCCGGACACUGGCAUCAUGAGCAGGAAGGAGCCGCUGGAAACGCUGAAGAGGUGGUCAUAAAUCGAGGAGUGAAAGGCCUGGCCAUAUCACAUAAAUCACGGGAAGGGAAGCAAAUGGUGGUGUCAACAACAGCCUCUCUGCUGUUGGGUGAGGCUCAGAGCCACACUGCUUCUGUCUCUGUGCGCUCGUGGUGCCCAAGCUGGUGCUGCAAGUGCUCGGCAGGAGGCCUCUGCCCACCCAGCCCUACCUACUGUGUCAGUAGCCCCCAGGCACAACCUGGGCUGGCAAAGCGGGGCGAGGAAAAGAAAUGCAGCUACAGGACAGAGGCACAGGGGAGCCUGUGUCUGCAGAACACUCACAGUGGUUGGCACAGUGGAGGCCUGUGUGCUAAGAGGAAAAUAUGAAGAUGCAAUUACUGUUUUCUUUCUUAAGGGAAGGUGAGUACACACACUGAACCCAUGGCCUGAGGGGUGGCUGGAGUCAGUCAUUGUUGCCUCCACAACAUCUUGCCCCUAGUAGAAAGAAGACAGCACAAUUACUCACGGAUACUCAGAAGCAGGUUGCAGGAUGCAAGGACACUGCGACAGGAACGGCGUUUGCCACCAGCCACUUGUGUUAGGCUGUGCUGUGGGAGGUAAAGGCAGAAAGGAUAUAGCAGCGGUGACUCUGUGGGAGAGUCAGAGAGGCAGAGGGAGACAGACCUUCUGCCCUAGUCUGGCUCCGACAUUGGGAAGUCACUUAGGUUCUUGCUGUCUCAGUUUCUUUGUUUGUAUAAAGAACUUAUAAUACCUCUUCCGGUAGACUAGAAUAAGGCAAUAAAAAUAUUCUUAUAGACGAUAAAAUACUGCACUCAAUGACCAUGUAAGCCAGGGUUAUUGAUGGUCUCGGUUUGUAAACUUGCCGCAUUCUGAGGGAGGUGCCUGAGGAUGCUCUCCGUUCUGUGAAGCUGUUUUAAGUGAAACCCAACCCAAGCCCGUGCAGCGGCCGCGUCUGGGGAGCUUUCGCAAUGCUCUUGCAUUUGUGACCUGGCCAUCGAGAGAGUAGGCUGCGAGGUCUCCGGAGUGGCCUGUGCCCUGGGCCACUUGUCUCCCCACGAGCUCCAGCACUGCAGCCUGAGCAGUGACUACACUGGCCAGUAACUGAGUAAACCAGGCAGUGUAAACAAUGAGCAGCGCGCUGUGGUGCCCAGCGCUUUGCAAAGCGUCUCCUUUCACACCGCACCCUGUAGGUGUGCAGACCUCUGUUUAAGCCAAAUAAAGUAUCUUGGGCCUCCUGCUCGUUAGAGUAGUAGUACGUUUUGUGUUCAUUAAAAGAGAAAAUGCACUAAGAAAGGAGAUUUUAAAUGAUUUUGUGAUUUAUUAAUCCCUACUGGAAUAUAUAUAGGAAAAAAUCCUGGAAGACCCAUGUACGAGGCAACACUGUGAUUUCAGUCUGUUGAGCGACGCUUGUGUGCAUGGAUUCAUAGACCGCUUGCAAUGCCUCCUCGGCACCGCUAGGCGUCGCCGACGACCGCGUUUCGUCCUCCCGCAGCCCGGCGGGGCGGGGCGCGGCGGCCAGAGGUGCCGCAGGAGGUGGGGAGCCCUGGCCUGCUGGGCCGGCUGGGAACCACUUCUCCACCCCCAUAGCGCGUCCCAUCUCUGUUCUUAGACAGCGGAGUGGACGGCCACCUGUGAGCCAGGUGACCACACCUACACUUUUACAAACCGCCCCCUCGCCCCACCCCGUGCCCUUUGAGCGGCGGCUCCUCCCGGCUCCCCACUCCUCAGCGACCUGGUGAGGGCGUGUGUGUUUGGUGGGGAGGGUCAGGUAACACCCGUGAGUGGCUGAACCUUCGUGGAGGUGAGUAAGUUAUUUAGACCCCUUAAUUCCCCUCAGGCCUGUGGGUGUGCUUGGGAGAUAGCUAGAUGGCCAGGGAUUGCAUCCUCACUAGGAGUGGGCCAGACCUGCGCCCUGGCCCCAGAGGGACCACCUAGAUCUGUGACCUUGGGCAAGUUACUUACUCCUCCGAGACUCACUUGUAAAAUGAAGAUACACAUUCCCACAGAGGCAGAUUAUAAGGUCUAAAAGAGAUCAUAUGUGUGAAGGUCUUUAUAAACUGUCCGUGUGUGGUGUACAGAACUCCAUUCUCAAUUUCUCCCUGAGAUAAUCAGAGCCCGGGACCCUAGACCACAGAGCUCAGCCACAACAAGAAAUCCCAAGUGACAGAAAUGACUGCGCUGGCCCUCAUCCUGAAGAGGCCACCCCUGGACGGACACAGGUCCCAGAAUGUCCUGGGAGGCAUGCUGACAGAGGAGAGGUGGGCUAGGAGAGAUGCCUGGGUUCGUUGGGCCCAAGGUCAUUGCAGAAACCUGAUUACAGAGAGAGGGAACAACACUCUUGGUAAGGCAGGGCAGCCUGGAUCAGCAGCUUACAUUUUUCAUUCAUCCUCUUAUUCAUUCAUUUGUUCGACCAACAUUUUCUAGAGUGGUUACAUUAUACCAGGCACUGUACCAGGCCAUGGGGAUACAGCAGAGAACAGAAUGGACAUGGCGCUGCCACGGUGGUGUUUAAAGUCUGAGCGAGGGGCCGAGGGUCUCCAGAAGGAGGUUCUAGAUUUGACUCUCUCCAUUUUCUCAUUAGCCAUUUCUGAUUUGAAGGACAAAAUUAGAACCAAGUUGUUACAAUAGAUUUUUUAAAGCAAGACAGAAUGAAAUUAAUGUUUUCUAUAAAAAUAUUUUAAAUAUAAAAGUGAUGUAAAAUUGGGGUUAGCCUAAACAAAAAAUGGAAAGAAAUCUUUCUCCCAGUGGAGGGCCGAGUGGGGCAAUCUUGCCAUGUUUUCCCCACACAUCUGCUCAUGUGCCUUCUUCCUGAAGCUUCUUGAGUUUUCUGCCUGACAAAGAUAUUUGUACUUCUCUGUUACACAUUACAUCACAUUUUACCCCCCAGCACCUUUAUCUGUUCAGCAAUUAUGGGUCAUGGGUGACAUCGAGGCCUAGUGUUGGGUGUGAGCAGUACAAGGGCGUUGGACACAGUUCCUGUUCUCCAGGGACUUUGUCUUGUAGAACAGAUGGACUUGUGCCUGACAUUACAGAAAAAGACAUGUGAGUGUUGGGGGUGCAAAGAGAAUUGAGGAGGGGAAAUUACUCCUGGCUGGGGGGUCCUGGGUUUCAUUCCUAGGAGCUGGGCUUUGAGGCAGGUAGAAUUCUAAUGCAUGGGACCUGGUGGAGGGGCAUCCUGCAGGAAUCAUGGAGGACUCACAGAGCCAGUAGAAUGCAAAGCAAGGUGGAAUCCAGCAAGUGCUGCACAUAAGGAGCAGACGGCAACAGGUUUAAAAAUGCCAGUUGAGGUCAGGUGGAGAGCCCUUCAUACCAGGCUGAAGAGCUGGAAUGUUAUUCUUUAGGAACUAGGGAGCCAUGGAAGGUUUCUGAGCCUAGGACUGAUAGGCCCAAAGCACAAUUAACACAGUAAUAUAGUGUAGUGUCAACAGUGAGUUGAAAGGGGAGUGGAGAGUGAGGAAGAGAAGCAGGUUAAGAAGUUAUUACAAUAGUCUGCUCAUGCUGGAAGCAAGGUUGCGAUGGUGGGAACGAGGAAAAGCAAGCAGAGUCAAAUGAUGCUGUGCAGGAAGAACUUCAGGACUGAGAAACUGGACAAACUAUGGAAAGUAAGGACAAUCAUAUAAAGGACGACUCUGGGUUCAAGUGACAGACGUGGAAGAGUCAGGAAGAAAGAUUCUUCGGGAAAAGGGAGAUGAUAAAGUAUGUCUAGGCAUACUGAGUACCUAAUCUCUCAGUGCGGAAAAAGGGAACAUUAACAUAGAGAAAGGAUGUGGGAAUAUGGCCUCUGGUUACUCCUGAAGUUGUGCACUGGGCAGGCUGCCCAGCCCCAGGAGGCACUGUUCUGCUAGACUUUGGUGGGAAAGGUGCCCCCUGGAGCUGUGCAGCAUGGCAGUCCUGGGUGGUAUGGGUACUUACCUGGGCGGAGAAGAAGCCAUGUGCUAGCUGAGCUCCUGCUUCUGUUGGGCUGUACUCAUCAUGGUCUUUCUCCUAUUGCAGUUAUCGCCAGUGUGACCCUUCCGAACAAAAGUUGUAUGGAAAAUCACCUCUCUUUGGACAGUAUUUUGU